Molecule: messenger RNA, 2257 nt
Organism: Chroicocephalus ridibundus (black-headed gull)
Lineage: Eukaryota; Metazoa; Chordata; Aves; Charadriiformes; Laridae
Gene: TFAP4
Product: transcription factor AP-4
Exons: 7
Coding region: 21-1037 (338 amino acids)
Biological process (GO): regulation of transcription by RNA polymerase II
Cellular component (GO): nucleus
Molecular function (GO): RNA polymerase II cis-regulatory region sequence-specific DNA binding; DNA-binding transcription factor activity, RNA polymerase II-specific; protein dimerization activity
Source: RefSeq, a predicted model, not a curated record
UUUCCCCCCCCCCCCCCGGCAUGGAGUACUUCAUGGUGCCGGCCCAGAAGGUGCCCUCCCUGCAGCACUUCAGGAAAUCCGAGAAGGAGGUCAUCGGCGGGCUCUGCAGCUUGGCCAACAUCCCGUUGACUCCGGAGACCCAGCGGGACCAAGAGCGUCGGAUACGCAGGGAAAUCGCCAACAGCAACGAGAGACGGCGGAUGCAGAGCAUCAAUGCUGGCUUCCAGUCUCUGAAAACCCUCAUCCCACACACGGACGGGGAGAAGCUCAGCAAGGCAGCCAUCCUCCAGCAGACGGCGGAGUACAUCUUCUCCCUGGAGCAGGAGAAGACUCGGCUACUGCAGCAGAACACCCAGCUCAAGCGGUUCAUCCAGGAGUUCAGCGGCUCCUCCCCGAAACGGCGACGGGCAGAGGACAAAGACGAGGGUAUUGGCUCGCCGGACAUCUGGGAGGACGAGAAAGCUGAGGAUCUGCGGCGGGAGAUGAUCGAGCUCCGGCAGCAGCUGGACAAGGAGCGCUCGGUCCGCAUGAUGCUGGAGGAGCAGGUUCGCUCCCUGGAGGCCCACAUGUACCCCGAGAAGCUGAAGGUGAUCGCUCAGCAAGUGCAGCUCCAGCAGCAGCAGGAGCAGGUGAGGUUGCUGCACCAGGAGAAGCUAGAGCGCGAGCAGCAGAUCCGAACCCAGCUCCUGCCAUCACAUGCUCCCCCAGCGCCCACCCACCACCCCACCGUGAUCGUUCCAGCGCCGCCUCCCUCCCAUCACGUCACCGUGGUCACCAUGGGCCCGUCCUCGGUCAUCAACACAGUCUCCACGUCCCGGCAAAACCUGGACACCAUCGUUCAGGCGAUCCAGCACAUCGAGGGGACGCAGGAGAAGCAGCUGCAGGAAGAGGAGCAGAGACGCGCUGUCAUCGUGACGCCAGCCCGCGCCUGCCCCGAGCCCUCCGCCUCCGACACCGCCUCCGACACCGAGGGCAACGACAGUGACUCCAUGGACCAGAGCAAAGAAGAGCCUUCGGGGGACGGGGAACUGCCUUGACACCCCCCGGCUGGCAGCCGGGGAGGGGAGCCGGGGCGGGGGCGGGGGGAAACGUCGGAGAAUAUGCUGAAAUUUUUAAAAAAUACAACGCGAUUUGGGUCUCUUUUAUGACCUUUUUCCAAUACUGUAAAGCAGAGCGCUAGAAGCAGGCAAAGGUCACCCUUCAGCUCUCGGGGUGGGGGGGCGGGCGCUCAAGGGCAGCCCCAGCGGGACACGGGGGGGCUCGGUGUGCACCGGGAUGGCGGCAGGGGGGUGUUAGGGACAGGGGGGUCACAACCCCCACCCCAUUUUAUCACCCCCCUGCCGCCAACCCAUGGGGAAUCCUGCAGCCCCGGUGUUCCUGAUGGCGUUCCCUUGGGAUGGGGGCUUUGGUUGGGAUCUUAAUUUUUUUUUUUUUCUUCGUUUUUUUUGGUUUUCUGUUUGUUUGUUUUUUGUUUUUUUUUUAAAUGUUUGUUUUUAAGCAGGGGGGAGAUGCCAAGUGACACAGCAGCAAAGGCAGGACAGGCACCCCCCGCUUUGGGGUACAGCCAGCCCCACCACGGCUCCCGCACCCCACAUAGGGCUGGGAAAACCCCUUUGGAGAGUAAAAAAAUAUCCUGGGAUUAUGCCAUCGGAGCACAGGCAGGAGGGCUGGCACGUGCCAACCCCCCGCUGUUUCCAGCGCCCACCACCUUGGCAUGGGGAUGGCGAUUUGCGGGGACUGAUUUUACAUCCGCAUCCCCAUCCCCGUUCCCCCUCCCCCCCCCCACCCCAUCCUGCUCCCAUCCCUCCUUUAAGCACUUAAUCCGGUUCGCGGGGUCCCUCAGCUCCGAAGAGCUUUUUCUAGUUCGUGAUUGUGUCGCUUGGGUCUGUCCUGGCGGGUUGGGGGGGGUGGGGGGGGUGGUGAUGUCCCCAUUUUGUGCGUGUGUCCCCCCCCCCCGCACCUCACCCUCACCGCCCCCCGCCCAGCUGUAGGGUUUUAGGCCAGUCGUGUGUAGAGCCUCGGUGGUAUUUGGUAGGUUUCCCCCCCCCGCCCCCAGCCCCUCCAGCCGCAGCUGUUUCUCAGUUCCUUUCCCUUUUAUUUUUGGUUGGUUUUUUUUUUUUUGUAUUUUUUUUACGAUUUUCAGGUCUUUGUGUUGAUUGAGAAGCUAUUCUAUUUUGUUAAGAAAGUUGGAAAAAAAAAAAAGAGGCUCGUGCCUUUGUAAAGAAACAAAAUAAAGUUUGUACUUGGUUUUUUAGAA